Molecule: messenger RNA, 4942 nt
Organism: Pocillopora meandrina
Lineage: Eukaryota; Metazoa; Cnidaria; Anthozoa; Scleractinia; Pocilloporidae
Source: the annotation of a GenBank genome assembly
AUGGAUGUACACGUAGAUGAAACAAAAGUGAGUCAUUCAAAGAAAUGCAAUAAUCUUCACAAGGCUUCCUUGGUGUUGUCAGUUCUUGCAAUUCUCCUAACAAUUGCGCUGUUCCUAAGAAUGGAGAUCAGCACGCAAAUGUUGGAAGUUAAGGUCACCCUUGAAAUCCAAGAGAUCAAGGAAACUCUGAAAUCGGUAAAAGAUGCUCGCUUCCCCAACCGUGUAAACGACCAUCUUGAUGCUUCAAGUGGUAGGUGGUAUAACUUUUAUGUAUUUUCUCUUACUGCUGUAAGAUUCACGUACGUCAUUAUCAAGGCAGCUUGUAUCAACAGUCAUAAUAUUGGUGAUAAUCUCAGAAAUGAUACACAGGCUGUGCACAUUUGCUGUCGGUGUUGAUUUAACAAUAACGCAUCAUCUUAUGCAUAUGGAUAUAAUGAUUUAAAAUCCACUCUCACUCAAUUCCAGAGAUCGUUCUGGGCUUAAAGCCAGAUAUUUGCAUUGGAGGACAUUCUUUUCCUUUUUUUUACUUUUGGUAGAAUCUUACGUAAUCUUGACUCUUCAUGGUGCACAAUUUGAGGGAAUUUGUUAAUAGAUAUUCAAGUUAUAAUUGUGACCUGAAAGUCUUAGACUUAUCUGCGAUGCAAACGUGCGAUUCCUUCUAAAUCUAUGAGAUAACAAACAGCAAAAUAGCGCUGGAGGGAUUAGGAGAUAAGGCAGUGCGGGAGCGGAUCUAGAACAGUCGUCACUCAUGCUACUAUUCGACUUACAGACAGACCUUUGGUGACCUUGAUCAAAGUUUGGUCCGGUUUAUAUUACAACCAGUCCCCUCUGCAUGCAGCUAGAUUCAACUUUAGUUCCAUUUCAGAAGGAAGAUUUCUAGUAAGGACAUUUUCAUCAUUAAGCUUACUUGGACCAUAUGUGUACCUCUGAUGUCUCUUAUUCUCCUCUUUUUUUUUUUCUCUUUAAUCAGCACAAUACUCAUCUAGGUCAACUUAUUCAAAUAUCCUGCAUGGCUCAGUAACCACAUUAGUGGCAUGUUUUGGUGCGUUUUGCACACGUAGAACGGGAUAAUAAAUUAAAAGGUCGGUAGCAGGCCUUUCUUAUACCUAAUGAAUCACUACCACAGAAGUUAUCCCGAAUUUUUCGCUUUUACUUUUAAAGGUUCAUCUUUAAAGAUGGCCCCGAGUCACGCGAUAGAACAUAAUUGAAGCUAAUCCGCGUCGCUAAAGGCCACAGCCAGAGCAACCUCUAUAAAAACACUUAUACCUAAAAAUAUUUAUCUGUCGUGAUGAAGAACUGCAAGUCUUUAUUUCUUUUUCCAAAAUAGUUAUUUGAUCUCUUCUUGGUCAGCCCUACUCAACCAGUCGCUCGGCUUAACCAGAACUUUACUUAAGAUUUAGAUGUGCCCAAACACAAAAACAUUCAUAUUGCAAUAAUUUUAAUGAAUUCGUCAUAGAUUGUGGCGUAGCCACGUACGGAAUUUAACAAGAAAUAUCUUCUUUUUUUCAAGUCAUCAAGUACAGCAGUAAAAUUGUACGUCGAAGUUUAAGUGCCCAGCGCAACGUUUCUGGCGAUUCAGAAGAAGCUGAUACUGCAAUAAAAAAGUACAUGGCCUCUCUUAUCACUGAAUCUAUCGAGUCUUAUUGCCAACCCACGAAGAAAUUGUGUAUGGCAGGUCCCCCUGGACCAGAGGGAAUUCCAGGAAAGGACGGUAUAGAAGGUCCAGAGGGCCGCCCUGGAAAACCUGGAUUGCGAGGAGACCCUGGGGUAGAUGGAAUAAAGGGAGAUGCUGGAAACCCAGGAAUUAAAGGCCAAAAAGGUACCCUAAAUAUCAGAUCGAGUUCUUUUUUUAACAAGAUAGAAAUAAUGUAUUUGACGUAUUUUUGCUUGUUGCUAUAAAAAAGGUUUGCAGGUUAUUCGGUCACAUUUAUUACCAUUUUAUAGUGAAGUGCAAAAAUUUAUCAAACUUUUCCGAUUUCACUUCACAAUCCUCAUCCACACCCGUGAACCUGUGGCUGACCAUUUAUUAGCAGUUAAAGAGAAUAUAUUUGAAACAGUUGUCUUUUUUUAUUACAAAGCUGCUCAGAGAGUCGUGCAAUGUAAGAAUUUGCCAAUUUUUCAUCAGAAUUGGAUGAUCAACUCCUUGAAUCUCGCGAGAUCUUAUAUUGGAAAUACUGAAUUUACUGAUCCCUUAUGAAUCAUAUCGUUGAUGUCGAAGCUUAAAUAGAAUCAAACUCACGACCUAAACUUUUUUACUUCCUUGUUUUAUAAGGAGACACAGGCUAUCCUGGAAAUCCAGGACCUAAAGGUGAACCAGGAGAGUCUAUUUUUGCUCCAGAUAUAAACGUAUCUCCUGCGUCACUCACAGUCACAGAGAAACAGACUGCCACGUUUAACUGCUCAGCUGAUGGUAAUCCAAAACCCAGAGUAACUUGGAGUAAAGUUAAUGAAACGGGAAUGGAGAAUUUGGACAGCCACGGCAAUGAACUUCAGAUCAGGAAUGUUGAGUAUAAUGACUCGGGGAGUUACGUUUGCAUGGCUGAAAAUGUAUUAGGAAAAGUGCAGAAAGAAGUAACGCUUUUUGUGGAAGGUGAGAUACAACCUUUGACACGCCAAAUACAUUUUAAAAGCCUCAGAUGUAAAGUAACAGACUUUAGGGGACUUCCAGUUUCACACAGCUUUGAAUCGAGCACUGAUUUCUUUUUUGGUCAUUCAAAUUUACUUCUUUGCUAGUUUCGCCUUCAAUUUAGUAAAGAAUGAUAUUCGUUCAGGUUCCCUAUAACCUGAAAUCUUCCUUUCAGUCUUCCUUUGGCACAAAUGUCAAAUGUUUUAAAGUUUUACGAAAUGUCUACGACGAUGUGAACUUAAGUUUAUAUACUUUCUUUUUCAUCAAUCUAGUGCCUCCGGAGUUCACAAAGAGACCAGAUCGGUUUCUAAGAGUAAUGGGAAAGUCGGACGCCUCCAUCCCUUGCCGAGCAUUUGGCUUUCCUCCACCGACGAUUGUCUGGUCAAGAGGCCUACUAUCCUUACCAAAAGGCCGAACUUCUGUUACAAAACACAACUUGACCAUCUCCAACUUCAGUCCUGAAGAUGCCGGUGUUUAUCAGUGCAAAGCCGGCAACAAACUUGGCACUAUUAGUGCGUUGACAACCUUGAAUUACGUCUCACCAGGUCAGGAGCAAAUAAUUAAUUUCAGCCAUCCAUUAAUCCAUCUAUUCAUUCAUACAGACAAACGCAACGUCCAAGAAUUAUUUUCUUUUUCUUUUUAUUCAACAAAGCGAAGAUUUAACCUAGAUUGACUUAUUCAUCGCUAUCAGUCAUCUUUCUCUGAAUAAACGAUUUCUUCAUAUGUGGUUUAAUUGUGAUUUCAUUAACGCGUGCAGAGUCGUGAGAUUUAAGUUUGCAAAGUCACAGUGAUAAAUUAAUUUCCUUCCUUGCGUAAUGAAUGUGGGAAUCAUUCGCCUCUAUGUGGGAGAAACCUGGUGUUCUCCCUCACACUACUCAUGGAUGGCUUGUUGCUGCGACGGUGAAAAUCAGUUAUUAUGCUACAGUGAAACAAAAUGAAAGAAUAACAACUUACAGGGAAUUGUCGAUAAAUGUGAGAAAAAUUGUUUUCGCCCUUCCUUCCUUCUCUGUCUCUGUCUCUCUCUCUCUCGACUUUCCACUUCGUAACUCAUUGCACUUUGGUAAAAUUUAAAUAUGACAGCUUGCUGUAUUUUUGUUAAAUUAUAGAGUCCUGGAUGAAUUCAGCAAUAAUAGGGGGGAACGCCCUUUAUCAGACUCAACUUCACGAGUUCCUGACGCCCGCAGUCGGAAGUCAUCCGCAGUGGCUGCUGUGUUUCCGCGCUUGUACUCACGGCUGGGCGGCCAGUACCUUCCACAGCAGAUGUGAUGGGAAGCGGAACACGGUCACUAUCAUAAAAGUGGGACAAUACGUGUUUGGAGGAUACACGGACAUUCCCUGGGGUAAAUGAAAUAAUUCCAAUUAAUUGGUAUCUUUUGCUAUGCCAAUUUUAUCUCUUAUUCUUUACAAAAAAAAUAAUCAUGGCCAGCUAAAUAGCACGCAAAUGCCCAGAUGUAUUUCGAGAACGUUUUCGUUUUCUUUUUGCUUUUUGUUUGUGAUUGAUGAGCAUUAAUAUUUCUGAUGACGAGUAUGAGCUAUAGUCACAGAGCAUGAUUGGAGCAGAUAGGUUGAAAACCAAUGCGAAAGUGACCGAGUGAGUCCUUCAAAGAAAAAGAGAAGUAUGAAGUUGACUGAUGGAAAAAAAAUAUUUAUUUUAUUCGCCAGAUUCUAGGAGUGGAUAUGGUUAUACUUCCAAAGCUUUCAUAUUCUCUCUUCACAAUUCAAGAGGACUGAACCCAUUUAAAAGCAUGGUGAAACAGCCACAAUAUGCCAUUUACAAGCAGUCCAGCUAUGGUCCAACAUUUGGCUACAACUAUCAGCUCUUCAUUGCUAACAACGCCAACGUCGGUACACCAUCACACACAAAAUUUGAUCGAUACAGCUCUGGAUCCUACUCAUCCUUUCCAGGUAGUAGAUGGACGCGACCUAAUAUCUUAGCUGGGAGUCAGAACUUCCAAAUUGCUGAUUGGGAGGUCUUUUAUGUGGAUUAACUCUGUUCGACUCAAACAACUUAUUCCACCUUAGAUAUAAUUUUUAAAUCUCUUUUAAUUUACCCUGAGUAGUAGCCCAAGUUAUUCUCAUCUUCAUUUUGAUACAAGGAGGAGAGGAGUAGAGGCCCCCUUCCAUAUUUCUAAGGUGAUGCCUCUCUCCUGCUCCUGUAUGAUUUUGCGUUUGAGCUAUAUAGUUGCUAUAUGCAGUAGGUACAAAACGUGACUUUUAGAGACUUAAUCAGUUGGAAGCGACAGUUAAAGAAGGCGAAGAGUAUCUACAUUGUGCACUUAAAGGAAAAGGGACAGAAAUAGUGGGCAUGUAAACAAU